This is a messenger RNA of Xenopus laevis (African clawed frog), 993 nucleotides long. It is a transcript of the gene mrrf.L, whose product is annotated as mitochondrial ribosome recycling factor L homeolog. The transcript has 7 exons. Bases 131 to 889 code for a protein of 252 amino acids. Gene Ontology annotation, molecular function: ribosomal large subunit binding. Gene Ontology annotation, cellular component: mitochondrion. Lineage: Eukaryota; Metazoa; Chordata; Amphibia; Anura; Pipidae. The record is from RefSeq and is a predicted model, not a curated record. Gene Ontology annotation, biological process: translation.
CUCUUCUUCCCCCAGAUCUCGGCUUCAAAGCAAAUGGUUUUUGCUGACGUCAUUUGUAGCGCGCCUCAACUCACAGGCGUCGCAUUCCAAUGACAGAGAGGAGGCAGACAAACAAGCGAAAGACAAAGACAUGGCUUUAAGGUGCUUGUGUAGGCUGAAGCCUUUGGUGCUGCAUUUAAGAUCAACAACAUCUUUGGGACCCCAGAGAAGUGUUUUAGCAGUGCAAUCGCAAGAACAUUCUAUAGCCUUUAUAAGUAGACACCUUGCCACAAAGAAAAGUAAAGCCAAAACUAAAGGGCAAGUUCAAGCAAGAGUAAAUAUAAAUGCUGCCCUGGUUGAAGACAUAAUUAACCUGGAAGAAGUGAAACAAGAAAUGAAAAGCAUACUGGAGAAUCUUAAAGAAGAUUUUACUAAAAACUUAAGUAUCCGAACUACCCCAGGAGCAUUUGAUCACAUUACAGUAACCACAGAAGAUGGCAAAUUCCCAUUAAACCAGCUUGGGCAAAUCUCCUUGAAGUCCCCUCAACUUUUUAUAAUUAACAUGGCUAGUUUCCCAGAGAGUGCAGUAGCAGCUGUGAAUGCAUUAAGAGAGAGCCACAUGAACUUAAACCCCGAACUUGAUGGAACAAUUAUCAGGGUUCCAGUUCCUCAGGUAACGAGGGAACACAGAGAAAAUUUAACAAAACUUGCAAAACAAUUCACCAACAAGGCUAAGGACUCCCUGCGCAAGGUCCGCACAGGGGCAGUACACGAAGUUAAAAAAUGCAAGGAGGGAGUGUCGUUAGACACAGUAAAACUGCUGGAAAAGCAGAUACAACAAAUGGCAGAUGACGUAGCAACUGAACUAGACAAACAACUGACCGCCAAGACAAAAGAACUUUUGGCUUAAGAUAUUAACACUCAGAAUCAAGUUAUUUCACAUUUGCUUGACUUUUACAUCUAAGCACAUGUAAGCUAUGCUAUUUUGCAAUAAAAAUAUGUUUCACAGUGAAA